CCCAGCCUUAUUUAAACAUCGCCACUUUCUGUUCCAUUAACCUGACAUUUUAAUUUUAAGAGCACAGACGUUACAGCACAGUGAACUUUAAAACCAAACUGCUUAGUGAAUCCUGAGGCAAUAUGAAGCUGGCACUGGCUCUUGGCAUUGCAGCCAUCCUUGGAAUCGCACAGUAUAAUGGCGGUGAAUGUUCCAAAAUUGUUGGUGGAGUUGAGGUGAAACCACACUCGAGACCUUUCAUGGCUUAUUUUUCCAAAGGAUGUGGAGGGGCUUUGAUUAAAGAGGAUUGGGUGCUGACAGCUGCCCACUGUUUCUCGUGUGAUGCACAUGUGGUGCUUGGUGCUCAUUUUGUGGCUGGACAUGAAAAACAGCAGCAGAAGCUUCUGAUCUCUAACAUAGUCAUGUACCCCGGAUACAGCUCUGUAACUAAUAACAAUGACAUCAUGCUCGUUCAGCUAAAUAAAAAAGCCAUACUGAAUAAAUAUGUUAGUCUCCUUGAGCUGCCUGCUUCUGGCGAGGAUGUGAAAAAUGGGGAGAUAUGCACAGUGACUGGAUGGGGUAACACUCAGUCUUCCGAAAACAUGUUGAGAGUUCUCAGGGAGGUUAAUGUCACGGGUAUAAACAGAGAAUUGUGUAACACCCCUGACUACUACAAUGGAAGAAUAACUGAUAACAUGUUUUGUGCUGGGGAAAAGCUUGGAGGAAAAGAUUCUUGUCAGGGGGAUUCUGGAGGCCCAAUCAGGUGUAGCGGAAUAUACAGAGGGAUUGUGUCAUUUGGCGAUGGUUGUGCCCUCCCGAUGAAACCUGGUGUCUACACUCUUUUAACUGAUGAAUACCUGGAUUGGAUUAAAAAAACAAUAUCCACCUGAACAGGGGAUUCUGGAGGCCCAAUCAGGUGUAGAGGGAUUGUGUCAUUUGGCGAUGGUUGUGUCCUCCCGAAGAAACCCGGUAUCUACACUCUUUUAACUGAUGAAUACCUGGAUUGGAUUAAAAAAAACAAUAUCCGCCUGAACAGUAAUUCUUUUUAUGAAUUCAGAAAAAUCUUAUGCUUUUCUUUCUUUUGUGUGCUAAAUUUCAUAGUUUGAAUACAGUGAACUUAUCUUACAAGACAGGAAAACAACUUCAAAAACAGUCACCAUGUAACAUCAGCCAUUUAAAGAUCAUAACUAAAAAUAUGUUUACAUUUGCUUGUAGUUUAUUUGUCCAAGUCUUUCAACUGCAAUAUAUAAACAGCAUUAAUCUUUUUUGCAA
Messenger RNA from Polypterus senegalus (gray bichir), 1251 nucleotides. Its product is annotated as granzyme A-like. The record is from RefSeq and is a predicted model, not a curated record. Gene Ontology annotation, biological process: proteolysis. Bases 123 to 869 code for a protein of 248 amino acids. The transcript has 6 exons. Gene Ontology annotation, molecular function: serine-type endopeptidase activity. NCBI's taxonomy places the organism in Eukaryota, Metazoa, Chordata, Cladistia, Polypteriformes, Polypteridae.